This is a messenger RNA of Stegodyphus dumicola, 6352 nucleotides long. RefSeq names its product protein still life, isoform SIF type 1-like. Gene Ontology annotation, biological process: activation of GTPase activity; small GTPase-mediated signal transduction. The record is from RefSeq and is a predicted model, not a curated record. Gene Ontology annotation, molecular function: protein binding; guanyl-nucleotide exchange factor activity. Lineage: Eukaryota; Metazoa; Arthropoda; Arachnida; Araneae; Eresidae.
GGCGGGAGGGCUAAAAGAAUGUUAGCUGGAUCGUGUGAGGCUUUGUGAGUGGAGCAAUGGGGAACAAGCUAAGCUGUUCCUGUGCCCCGCUUAUCAGGAAAGCCUACCGGUACGAAGACUCACCUUGGCAGAAUGCCAGAAGGCGAGAUGGACAUCUGCUCAGAUUAUGGGCGGAGGUUUUCCAUGUGAGCGCGGCGAGUGGAGCUGUGAAGUGGCAGCAGGUUUCGGAAGACCUGGUUCCUGUCAACAUCACCUGUAUACAGGACACUCCAGACUGUGUCUUCCACAUCACAGCUUACAACUCUCAGGUUGAAAAAAUUCUCGACGUCCGUCUUGUACAGCCAGGAACGCGAUUGGGUCCAGCCUCAGAGUGUUUUGUUUAUUGGAAGGAUCCUGCAACAGGUGAUACUUGGGGUCUUAAUUUUACUUCUCCUAUAGAUGCAAAGCAGUUUCGAGAAUGCUGUUCCCCUUCAUUCAAAUUUUCAAGAAAAGCUUCCUCAUCUUACUCUCUGAAACUUGAACCACCUAAGCAACAAAAGACGAAAGGAAAGAGAAAGCCACAAUCGACACCCAGCUCGCCUUCUCGCAGUCGAGAGUUGCAAUGCACCUGCAUGACGGCGGAGAACCUGCACCGGGCUCGCAAUGGGCGAGUCCGCUACACGGGCGCCGCCACCCUGCCGCGAGUGCAGCCACGUUCCGUGGACGACUACAAGAUCUCCUACGACAACCGCAGUCGUGUCCAGACGCACGCAUCGACAAGCUCCGUAUACGACAACGUGGGAGCUGCGUCGUUACGCCGAGGAGUUACAACAGCCAGUGUCCACGGCCACAAGUUCAGCAGGUUGGACCAAAAUAUUUCCUCGACAUCUACUACAUCUGCGACGACUACAAGCACGACGUCAGCAAAUACCACCGUUAAAACCUCUUUACAAGAUAGGAUAUCAGACGUCGGAUCGUCAGACAGACAUCAACAAGAUCGGAUGGGUAAUCGAUCCGAUCAAGCACGACAGCUGUAUGCGCAGUCCACGCGAAAGGAACAGGCCAAGAGCAUCGACUGCAGUCUAAUGGCUGAGCGCAGGGAAAGGCCUCGAACUGAAGAACUACAACCUCAGUCUCGCAAUAAAUCAAAAAGCUCGGACAAUGUCUUCGAGCAAUCGAAGGUGGAUGUUCCAGGUCUCAGCUUAGACAGCAACACUUUGAAAAGAAUGCUUCAUCCUCUACCUUUUAAUUCUACCCACAGUUCACCAGAAGGAGAGAGUGAAUCUGUUCUCACGGAAAGACUUGUAAGAAAGCUCAAAGAGAAUGAAACACACGAAAUACCUCAAAGUUAUCUCGAUAUACUUCGAAGCAGACACUACCGGUCCGAAACUGGACGACGUCGAAGCUUGGAGAGAAGUUUGUGCCUGGAUAUGACGGACGUCGAUCAAUCGCCGCCUUCCGACCAUUUUCUCUACGACAAUUAUGUCUACGCCACAACGCCCAGUUCCAGCAAUGAGAACAGUGAUGCUGGAGGACAAUGUGUUAGUUCUGAUGAAGGGCCUGGUCACCACGCCCCUACCCACACACCUAGCUCACCUACUAAUAGGCUCUUGCUUGAGUAUGAAAUGCACCUGCGCAACGCCUUAGCUCGGGGGCUCGACGCCGAGAGCUAUAGCCUACAUACCUUUGAAGCCUUACUUACUCAGAGCAUGGAAAAUGUCGUUGCUUUAAUGCGUGAGGUACAUGCCGAAUUGGAGGCCAUCAGGCAGGAGGAGAGAAACAUCAGCCACCCAGAUGGAAUGACCGGAAAUGUUGAAAAAAGGUCUAAGUGCAAUACUUUGCCGUUGCCGCCUUUCAGUCGCCAUCCUGUAGUAUCAAUGGAGGGUUUGUCAGCAGGCAGUUCCUUCGAAUUCAAUCCUCCAGCUUCUGUUCCACAACAACCCUCUAUAGAAAGCACCGAUUCCCGAAUCUACCUCACCUCCUCAGAAAUGUCAGACGAUGAUCGUCUAUCACUAACAACAGCUCUGAGUGAAGAGGAAGACGGCGAAGCCAGAAAUUCUCCCUAUAGAGCUAGAUCCGGAUCGGCCGCUGCAUCGUUCAACUGCACGGGAACGGUACGAAAAGCUGGGUUCCUCAGCGUUAAGAAGUGGCUAUUACGUAAAAAACAACAGGUGGAGCUUGCUCGGAAGAGAGGUUGGAAGGGAUAUUGGGUAUGUCUGAAGGGCACGACGCUGCUGUUCUAUCCUUGUGACAAUAGGGACAACAGGGCAAUAGACAGCGCUCCCAAACACCUCAUCAUAGUGGAUGGAGCUAUCAUGCAACCUAUACCAGAACAUCCAAAAAGAGAUUACAUCUUUUGUCUUAGCACAGCAUUUGGCGACGCUUAUUUAUUUCAGGCACCUUGUCAUGUCGAACUAGAGAACUGGAUUAAUAGCAUCCACUGCGCAUGUGCUGCAGCUUUCGCAAGGCAUCGUGGGAAAACUGGGACUCUGCAUUUGCUACAAGAGGAAAUCUUCCGGUUGGAAAAGGAAAUUGAAUCGGACUUUAAAAUGAAGCACAUGGCAGAGUUGCAGCUUACCGUAGUGGCCGACGCGGACAGCAGAGAAACGUUGACCAAUCAAAUAAGCCAGUGGGAGGAGAACAUGGAGCGGUUGCACUGUGAACAGUUCCGCUUGCGGUGUUACAUGUCUUCCUUACAGAAUGGAGAACUUCCUAACCCAAAGAGUUUAUUGACUCAUGUAUCCAAAGCAACAAAAGCUACUUUGAACAAAUUAGGUGUAUUUACCGUUUCCUCUUUCCAUGCCUAUAUCUGUGCCCGAAGUCCUUCCUUGCUCACUAACCUUCUUUCCGGUAGAGGUGCCACUAAAAGAAGAUCUCUAUCCAGAUCCAAUAGCGGAAGACGGUCCCUCAGUCUUACAACAACUUCAAGUUGCAGUUUAGAUUUGCCGUCUAUGCCUGAAAGGUCAAUCAAGAUACAGAUUCCUGAUAAUCAGACUGUAUCCACCACAUCUUUGAAUGUUAGAGAUAAUAUGAGUGUAGAGGAAGUACUAUGGAGCGCAUGCGCCAAAAAGCAGUUGUCUCCCAAUGAUCAUUUCCUUCGAGCAAAGAAGCGGAAAGAUGUGGACGAGUAUUUUGUUCCUCCGAGAACAGAAGUCAUAGAAAAUCUCAUUAAUCAAUACGAAGUGCUUGAAGUGUGUCCUAAAGUGCUGUAUCAGGUGGAACUUGGUCGCCAAAGUCUCGAGCAGUUAUUCGGUUUCAGCGUAGAGGCAGAGCUGGUAGAAAAUGUAGAUCACCAAGACGAGCUCUGCGUCUACGUCAGCAGAGUAGAAGAGGGUAGCGUUGCUUAUCAACAAGGUUUAAUGAAAGGAGACGAGAUCAUGGUGAUCAAUGGUGCCAUCGUCAGCGAUUUGGAUAUGAUGUACAUCGAAAGCAUCUUACAAGAGGAGCAAUCUCUUUGUAUGAUGAUGAGAUCAUCGAGGACUGAGCCUCCAGAUCUGGCUAGUGCGAUGAGAACUACCACAGACGAUUACAUUGAAUCUUUGGUAUGUCCUCCCCCACCUGGAGACUCUGUUAUCUCGGAGGACAUGAUUGGAAAACUCAUAGUUCCCUCUCCUAUUUGGUGCAAGGAAGGGGGCACUUUGCUCAAAACGGCACAAUCCAGUUCUAUUGAGAGAUCUCCGGAAACAUCUGGUCGGCCGACUCCAUCUCCUGUUCCAAACGCAGAUACAUCUGCUCUUUCCGUAGAUCAAAUCGAUAGUAUCUUGAAGGUAAUUGAAGAUUCAUGCAAAAAGACUGCGGAUACUGUGACAGAAUACUGUCGUGCUCCUUUGGAAAGACGAAGUUCCAGUAUAGGAGGCGCCAGCAGUACAGGCAGCAGUGGAUCUGCUAGUAUACCGUUCAUCCCUUCAAGGCAGUUAUCGGAUGGCGAAAAAUUACGGAAAGUCAUUAUGGAGCUGAUAGACACAGAGAGAACUUAUGUUAAGCACUUAAAUAGUCUAUUGGAGCACUAUCUGGAGCCGAUGAAGAAAGAAACCUUCCUAUCGAAUGCUGAAAUUAAUGCACUUUUCGGAAACAUACAAGAAAUUGUGCAGUUCCAAAGAGUGUUUCUCCAGAGCUUAGAAGAGGCGAUUUCUGCGGAACCGGAUUUCGCUAAAUUCGAGCUUCCUUCCCAAUUCAAGAACGUUUUGUUCGCAUUGGGAAAUUCUUUUCUGUACUAUGCAGAUCAGUUCAAGUUGUACAGUUCAUUUUGUGCUAGUCACUCAAAGGCUCAGAAAGUGCUUCAUCCAGGCGAGGGGAACGCGGCUCUCGUGGAAUUCUUGCAAUCACGUAACCCUCGAGGUCAGCAUUCCUUCUCAUUGGAGUCCUACCUCAUCAAGCCGAUACAGCGGAUACUCAAAUACCCAUUGCUUCUGCAACAGCUCAAGCACCUCACGGAUCCGACGUCGGAGGAGCAUCAACAUCUUGCAGAGGCUCUAAAAGGAAUGGAACGGGUCGCUGAACAUAUAAAUGAAAUGCAAAGAAUUCACGAAGAAUACGGAGCAAUCUUUGAUCAUUUACAUCGACAACAUCUAAAAUCAUCUAAACAGCACGUAGAUCUCAGCCCAGGCGAAUUACUGUUCUACGCUGGCGUAGAAUGGCUCAAUAUUUCAGAAUUUUUAGGAAAAAUCAAAAAAGGUUUAGAAUUAUAUGCAAUGUGCUUCGUUUUUAAGACAGCUGUUGUAUUCCUUUGCAAAGAAAAGAUACGGCAGAAGAAAAAAUUAAUGGGAAGUUCCAGUAAAAACAGCACAUCCGAAGUUGAAAUAAUUCGCUAUCAAGUGUUGAUACCUGUCACGGAAGUGCAAGUGAGAUCGAGUACACUGAAGGACGGGGACUCUCUUUUCCUAUGGGAGCUCAUACACCUAAAAUCUCAGCUUCAGAGAAGAUCUGAGAAGGUGUACCAGCUUUCAAACAGUGCGGCCGAGCUUAGGAACUCUUUCCUGCGAACAAUACGACAGAUUAUCCGGGAAAGCGUCCGGAACAUGACAGUUCCUGCCACGAAAUCUAGCGGAGCUCGAGAGAAGUCCCCUCAUUCUAAGAAAGUAGAUGGUCAGAGUAUGACAAGGACACUGAGUACUAAGAAGAGAUCAGCUCGACAUUCACAGAGGCAUUCCGCGGGUCAUUUUGACCGAGAUUAUACAACGGAGACUUAUGACAAUGUUGAUCCCAACUUCCGGACUCGAAGUCGAACCGUAGCAGAUGGUAUGGACGACAUGAGUAGCUCAGUCAGGGAUCUUAGAGAUUCGCGUGGACAUUCGCCCUCGACAUUAGAUUCCGAAAAAUCCGAGAGAUCGGACAGAUCGGACAAAUCAGAUAAGUCGGACAAAUCCGAAAAAUCUGACAAAUCCCACGAUGGCAGCAGUAGCGGUGGCAGUGGUAAACUCAAACCUGGGAACUUAGGAACUCCCAGAGCUCUGAGUCUCAGCGCGACAUCAUCGCUGUCCAAUUCCAGUAUGGGCAGUUCCUCCGCUAAGCUCAUUCAAUCGAGCAACCCGCCGUCAAAUUACCACCCACAGACGGUGCAAGCAAGUUCCCCUAUAUGGAAGCCGCGCGAGAACUCGUUCGACAAAGCUUCGACGCUCCCAGCUAGCUAUAAAGGUAAAGAUUCGGAGACCAAGCAAUACUUUGUGUACGACGAAUACGGGGCUCCGUUGUAUGUCAUCCCACCGACUGUUCCGAAAAAGGAUCAACCACCAGCCAGCAUGUCGAGCAAACAAUCGGACUGCUAGCACAGGAAUCGUUAGUGCCAGAGUUGCCUUGUCACAAGUACGGGAGAUUUAGGUAAUAUUUUUCAAAAGGAGAUGUGUUUUAGUCUCUUACAAAUAUUUGGUGCUGUAACUAAAAAACCCCAAAGUCUUAUAUGGACCUCGUGUGUCAAUUGUUUUCGUAAAUGCGCACUGGAAGAAAUCGGGAUCCCUACUUCUUCAAGAGGGUGCCGUGUUCCUGAGGUUUUUAAAUAUCGCUCAGAGAGUAUCUUCGCGGAAUAUUUUUAAAACGGAGUCGUUGAUCCAAAGCGGCCUCCGCGAGGAAAAGGAAGAGAUUUUGUUUAUCACUGCAUUUAUUCAACCAUAUCGCUCCUGUCUGUUCUCAGUCAUAUUUGUGAACUGUUUAUGAAAUUUAGUCCAGUAACUUUGUAUUGCUGUACCUGACGUUGGUCAAAGAGAGAACUACUUGAGCACUAAAAACAUCUCUAUAUUCCUCGGUCCUCGAGACGUCAUUGAUACUACUUUUGUCUCCAUAUCAUAGAGGUCGUAAAGGAUUCAAUUAUUAUUAUUAUUAGAAUGUAUGACACGGGCAGUUGGUUCAUAGAUAAGAAAAAAAAAUAGAUUUAAAGAUA